AUGGCGUUGGCACCUUACCGCAGCGUGCUGGUGGCCGGCCGGGCGGCACGGGCUGACGCCUCGCCGUGCCGCUCCCUGAUUGCCAAAGCAAACAGAGACUUUCCCGGGCUCGCCUGCCUGCCAGCACGGGGGACACGAGCCCGUGCCAGCACCUGGAAGCCCAAAUACAUAUGGUUUGAGAUGGGGCAGAUGUGGGUGGAAAUGCCCAUCGAUGGAAGACGAGUCGGAGUGGUCAGGCGCUGCGGAGCUGCCCUGCCCGGUGCUGGCAGUGUGCGGUGCCCGGUCCCACCGGUGCAGCCGGCUUGGAAGAAAAAGCAAGCUCAGGAGCAGAAGACCCAGGCAGUGAAUGAAGAAGAAUAUGGCUCUAGCAUUGUCGCUACCGUGCACCCUCAGGACAGAGGACUUCUGAGGAGUUUCCCACCCGGGGUGAAGCUGCAGGAGUGCUGGUUUGAGGUGCUGUGGGGAAUCUUCUCCAUCGUGGUGUUUGGCUCCAUCGUGAACGAGUGCUACGUGAACACGGACAGCCAGAACCCCGAGCUGUUCUGCAUCUUCAAUGACAAUGAGAGUGCCUGCAGCUACGGCAUCGCCGUUGGCAUCAUUGCCUUCUUUGGCUGCGUCUUCUUCUUUGUCGUGGACCUCUACUUCCAGCAGAUCAGCAGCGUGAAGGACCGCAAACGGGCUGUCCUGCUGGACCUCGGCUUUUCAGGUUUCAUCAGUUACAUCUGGGCUUGUUUUCACUUUGUGCACGUGUGUUUUGGAGCAAAGCAGAAACGUGCUUCUGCAUGCCACCGUAAUCCCCCGCUGCCUCCAGGACCGCGGUGUGCAG
Tauraco erythrolophus (red-crested turaco) is the source of this 826-nucleotide messenger RNA. NCBI's taxonomy places the organism in Eukaryota, Metazoa, Chordata, Aves, Musophagiformes, Musophagidae. The record is from RefSeq and is a predicted model, not a curated record.